CCCCCCCCCCUCCCAUCCUCCCUCCGCGUCGGUGCCGCUUCCUGUCCUCCUGGCCAUGGGUUCCGUUCGGUUUGAGGGGGACUUCCCAAGCGAGGCAUCCCUCCUUGGGUCAUCGGGCGCCGGCGGCGAGGCGACAUACGAAACCUCCCCCUUCAAUGGAUCGCAUUCGCGCCGGACCUCAACCUACUCGCAGAUCUCGGUCGACGCCCCGGGCUUGGCCACCGCCUUUCCGCGGGAUUCCGGCCACGGUCCCCGGCUCGAGCCGACACACCUCCUGAUCCCGGAUGUCUCGCUCUUUGGCUUCCACGACGCAGGGGCCGCUGCCUCGCCAACCACCCCCCCCCUGGACAAGGAGGAUCUGUUGGAGUCCCUGCGCAUGGCGGCCCCCUUUUCCCCGGCCUCCGGCACCGGCAAGGCCGGGCCCUCGCAUGGGGCGGUCUUUGAAGCCGCCGGGCCGUGGGAUCGUCUCUGGCAGCCGGUGGCCGCCUCGCUCGGGCACAAGUCCAUGCUAUAUGUCCUCACCUAUGGUGGCAUGGGGGCUGCCCUGGCUGCCCCGGGCCCGGCGCUUGUGGCAUUGGCCGAGCGUGCCGGCGCAUCGCUCUCCACCGUCAGUUACCUGUUUCCGGCGCGAGCGGCGGCCUAUCUCCUUGGAGCAGCCGGCGGGGGGCCAUUCAUGGACAUGCUCUCGGAGCGCCGCGGGCAUCUGCCCCUUGCCCUGUCCAUCUUCACGGCGGCCUUCGGCACCGGGGCUCUGGCCUUCAGUUUCAGCGCCGCCACCCUGGCCAUGUCGGCUUCCCUGCAGGGUGUGGCCAUCGGAGCGGCAGACACCUGUGCCCAUGUGCUCGUGGUGCGCGAUGUGCCGGAGCACUCGGUUCAGUGGACCCACGCCAUGCAUGUGGCCUAUGCGGCCGGGGCCCUGGUGGCGCCGCUGGCGGUCGAGGCCAUGCUGACCCGGCACUAUGCCGUAGGCACGGCCUUCCUCCUGCUGGCCCUCCUGUUGCUGCCCUUGGGCGUGGCCUCGGUCAUCAUGCGCGCGCCACGCAUCCGACAAAAGCCCUCCCCCCCGCCGGAGGCCUCGGAGCUCGUGGCCUUCACACCGAUGCACCCGGGCCUGGUGUCCGCGAGGGAUGUCAAGCGGGAAGAGGCCGAGGGGGCGGCGCAAGAGGAGGAGGAGGAGGAGGAGGACGAGGCGGCCGUGGUGGACAGCAGCCGCGCCGAAUUGCUUGCCCACCGCCCGGGGCAGGCGCCCAGCUGGGGCGUCACCAGCAGCCCGGCCACUGGGCAGCCUUUGGCCGAGGGGACGGCCCGACCCCGGUCACGACGAAACUCCCUGGUCCUCGUGGCUGGUUUGGCCUCGGGUUCGAUUUGCCGGCGUAAGGACCACCCCGGGCAUGGCCCCAUGGCCAGCCCCUGCUGCCCGGACCACUCCGGCAUGGGGAUGGGCUCCGCCUCGCCGGCGGCCCUGGCUUGGGCUGGGCAGGUGACCCCGCCGCCGCCGAUGAUGCCGGAGGAGUUGGCCUCAGGGCGUCGAAGCGCCCGGGGAACCGGCCCUGCGUCCUUCUUGCCCUCGAUCAAGACCGAUGGCCUGGGGGACAUCGAGCUGGCGGUCAUUGGCCAGGGGGAGGAGUCGCCGGCCGGUUUGGCCACCUGGCGGUCUCCCCGGCCGCGGCCGGACAGCCCCUGCCAGGCCAUGGGCCCAUGCAUCAACCGUGACAUGGGGCCAAUCUUGCCGCUUGAGGGUCCGGCUCCCUUCGAUCGGGGGAAUGUCCCGCACUUGUUCAUGCUCGGCGCCUCGUGCAUGAUGGCCGGCUUGUCGGUUGGGGCGGAGCUGGCCGCCGGAGGGUUCCUCUUUGCCUGGGCGGCCCUCGGCCCGGCAUUGAUGCAUGAAUCCGAUGCUCGGGCCCUUCUGUCGGCCUUCUGGGCAUCGGUCACGGUGGGCCGCGUUGUCUCGGUCCUGGCCACACGCUGGCUCUCGCCGACCGUCCUGCUGGCGAUCAACUUUGGAGGGGCCAUGCUGGCGCAGGCUCCAGUUCUCUUCUUCCCCUCGAGCCAUCUGGCCUGCUGGAUUAGCACCAUCGCAUACGGGUUCUGUCUCUCAAGCUCCUUCCCCAACACACUGGCCAUUGUCCAGAUCAACAUUGAGCUAACCGGAAGACUGGCAAGUGCCCUCGUGGUGAGCGCGGCUUCCGGCGAGCUGAUCGCCCCACUCAUCCUUGCUGCUACCUUCACCACGGGAGGUGGGAGCAGUAGUGGCGGCGACACUUCGUCAUCCCUGGCAAAUCCGUCAUCAGCAGCCUCGGGGAUCAUCGAGCCGAUCUCUCGCCUCGGUGCCCUGUCGUAUGUCCUGCUUGCGGCCUUUUUCGCCCUGGGUGGCGUGCUCUCGCUUGUGGUGUUCAGAAUCUUCGCCCGGAGGGAGAAGAUCGCCCGCAGCAAGAGCCACAUGCGGCACGCGCACCAGUUGCCGGCUCCAUCGCAAUCGUACCUCGUAGACACAGCACAGGCCACCGGCCAUGUGUGACCCGCCGGCCCGCCCCGGCGAGCCGCAUAUGGCUCUGACCCAAAAAUACAUCCGCUCCCUUGGCUUGUUUGCUCCACCGCCCCGUCGAGCU
Messenger RNA from Fonticula alba, 2609 nucleotides. RefSeq lists its product as hypothetical. Gene Ontology annotation, biological process: transmembrane transport. Bases 56 to 2518 code for a protein of 820 amino acids. The record is from RefSeq and is a predicted model, not a curated record. The transcript has 5 exons. Lineage: Eukaryota; Rotosphaerida; Fonticulaceae.